UUGCUCUGUUGCCCAGCUGAUGACUGGGAUGAGUUGAUGCGUAGAUCAAUGUAUACGUUAUAUAAUUAGACAACGAAGCGAUGUUAUUUCGAAAAAAAAUAUUAAUAAACUCGUCACCGACAAAUCGUACAGUGAUGUUUCGUGAGCGAUAGUGUAAGACAGACAACAAAUUUUUCGCGACACGCGGAAAAUGCAGGAUCGUAGAUUAUUACGAUUCUGACAAAAACUUCAUUUUUUAACCUACAAAAAUGUUUGUAAUAAUACUCAGUGCUGCGAUAUGUUUGACAUCGAGAGUUCUAGCGUCCGAUUGUUACUCGGACAUCUGUCACAAGGGUACGGAACUCCAAGCCCCAGGACAGCAAUGUUUGUACACACCGAUUCAAAGAGGCAAAGCAAAGUAUUAUCUUACAGACUGCGUCAAUCUGCGUUUUGAAAACUUGGGCUUCGCACCUGCGGGCAGUGAAUCCCUAGGGAAAUUUAGACUUUCCACUUAUGUCAAAGAUUUUGGCAAAUUUCAAGGAAGAACUACAGCAUUCAAUCUUUCUAUUAGUGACAUCGCAUUCAACAGGUUAAUUGCGAGAUAUCAAGAUGCAAGUAAUUAUCGUCAUGCCGAUUGCUUUGAAAUCGAUAUUCAUCCCAAAAACGAGGAAACUCUUUUUCCUGAAAUAUUUUUUUCUUGUCCAUUUGCGGAAGAAACAUUUGAAGCAACUCCCUACCGCUUGCAAUACUUAGUAGUUGGCAAAGAUUUUGAGUACAGUCGAAAAUUGGUUUUCGUUGUACCAAGACAUAUGGAAAUUGAUGAAAGUAUCAAUGAUGUGAGGACGUUUAAACCAUUUUUCUACAUUGAUGUAUCCAACCCGGGAUCACUGUUAUUGCACAUUCAACCGUUGCCAGAAGAAUUUAAUGUCACCGAUUACAAAGUAUGGAUGAUAAAUAAUCAUACAAACAGUGAAGUCAGUUUGGAAUUGAAACACAAUGGAGAAGAAGAGAUUCGUUAUAACUUCACUGUCGUUGACGGUGUUCAUUAUUUUAAAGUAGCGGCUGUGCAUCCUUUCUGUGGAAAAGAAGGUUGUGUCAAUAGCACAUCACCCGCGAUAAGUACAAAACAAUCCGCUCGUCGUUUAGUCUUAAUGAUAAUCAGCGUCGUAUGGAUUCCACCUGCAAUUCUUUACGCCAUGUAUUACGCUUACAAAUUAUACAUGAAAAAUUCACUCGCUAAACAACAAUACCGGAGAACUAAUUGUCUUCUGGUAUAUUCGCCCACUCAUACGGCCCAUAUCGACGUCAUGCAAAAAUUGGCUUUGUACAUGAGAAGUUGUAAUAUUAACGCCAUGAUUGAUAUGCUCGAUAUUCCUAAAACUGCCAAUAAGGAUCCCGGCCUCUGGUGUAACUCAGCAUUUCGAGAUGCCGAUGUGAUCGUCAUAGCAACGUCUCCACCGUCCGGAGGCAAAGUAGUGCCCCACAUUUAUCGGAACGUUGACAAUCAUGCAUUGCGUUUACUAAAAGAGAAUUAUCCGAGACGAAAUAAGCGAUAUUUCGUCGUACAAUUUCCUUAUUGCAAACGUGAUGAUUUGCCUGAAGAGGCAAGACUUAUGAGGCGUUUUGAAAUGCCCGGAGAGCUGGAAAAAUUCGUGAGGAAUAUUUACGCUGUUGAUCGUAUACGUUUGUUCGGAGUUUCGGGCGUCGAAUUUGCCGAGGCUAUCAAAGUCGCAAUGGUCCAAAUACCGAGAGAUUGUUCCGAAAAAUCGACACUUUGCGAAGAAAUUGGUCCCCAAACCGAAGACACUCUUUCAACCGUGCUUUUACCCUCGGAAUUACCUUCAAAAAUGCUCCUCGAGCCUAAUAAAAACGAAAAAAUUCGAGAGAAACAAAGUGGCGAAGAAAGCUACUAUGUGAUCAAUAUUGACGAGCUCAAUUUACUCGGUGACAAGGGUGAGAGUGAGACUUUAUUUUACACACCGCCAAAUACUACUGAUGAAUUCCGAAUUGAUCAGUUGAAUUUAUAAAACAUUAAAAAAAAAAAUAGUUUUUAGCAAUAUUUUAUAAGCAAAUAUUUUUAUAAUGCGUGUUUAACACUUGACUGAAGAAUAAUAUUCUAAAGGCUAUGGACAGAAA
Messenger RNA from Venturia canescens, 2115 nucleotides. RefSeq lists its product as uncharacterized. NCBI's taxonomy places the organism in Eukaryota, Metazoa, Arthropoda, Insecta, Hymenoptera, Ichneumonidae. The record is from RefSeq and is a predicted model, not a curated record. The coding region runs from base 249 to 2006 and encodes 585 amino acids. The transcript is spliced from 8 exons. Gene Ontology annotation, molecular function: interleukin-17 receptor activity.